Molecule: messenger RNA, 3850 nt
Organism: Sitophilus oryzae (rice weevil)
Lineage: Eukaryota; Metazoa; Arthropoda; Insecta; Coleoptera; Curculionidae
Exons: 19
Coding region: 1-3321 (1106 amino acids)
Molecular function (GO): 3',5'-cyclic-AMP phosphodiesterase activity
Source: RefSeq, a predicted model, not a curated record
AUGAUAACCUACGGGUCGGUGGCGUGGUGGACAAAGACAUCGCAAGUGGGUGCGGUAAGGCUGUUAAGUUCCACACAAAGGCUUGCGUGCCUGUGUGUAACUGGGGCCAUAAAAACCACUCCUACAAAUGCGAUGGAAGUCUUGUUGAACUUACCACCACUAUAUAUUUUCAUACAAGGCGAAGCCAGAUCUGUCAUACACGGGUUAAUUCACGGUCAGCAGCACAUAAGCCAAACGCAUAGUGCUGCUAACCAGAAGCUAAUCGAAGAGCUAAAAGCAGACAAAGCAGGCGGGGCGGUGGCGUGCUGCGGGGAUGGCGCGGGCGGCCGGCAGGUGACGGGCGGGGGCGGCGCGGCGGGAGGUCGCCGACGUCACAGCGGCGGCGCUCCCGCCGCACGUCGCCGCUGCGGGCUGUGCUGGGCGCUGGUGACGCGCGCCCUACGCCGAGCGGUCUGCGGGGCGGGGAGCAGCAGGCGAUCGUCGAGCGAAUCGUACCAGGAGCUGCAGCCGGCGCAGCAUCCCGAGGAGGAGCAGGUUCCAGCUGGAGAAAACGGUAUUUCCAUUGAUUUCAACGGAGGAAACGUUACGUACAUUCCGAUCAAUGUACCAGCAGAGAUAUCCCCACUGCAAAAGUCUUUCUCCAAGGAAGACUGGGUCCUGUUGGAUGCAAUGGGCUCCUGUCCAACGCCACAAUGCUCGGGAAAAUUUCUUACCAUGCACAAGAGACGACGCAAAAGACUUACCACACGAUCCUUAGCACAGGACCAUGCUAUUCUUGAUGACAUUCAUCAUGGCUUAGUUCAGCGAAUUUUGGAGCGUUGCAGCGCGUGGGCCUUCAACGCAUUCACCUUGGAAACCGUAGCCGGUGGUCGAUCACUGCCCGUACUUUGCGUACACCUUUUCCACUGGUACGGUUUGCUGGAUCACUUCCAGUUGGACGUCGUGCGCGUCUGGAAAUUAUUUACUCUUAUAGAGGAGGGGUACCAUAGCACAAACCCCUACCAUAACUCGAUUCAUGCGACUGAUGUAACACAAGCAAUGCAUUGUUUUUUACAGGAGGAAAAGAUCAGGCGACACGUGACUCCUCUCGAAAUAAUGGCGUCUCUAAUCGGUGCUGUCGCUCACGAUCUGGACCAUCCUGGCGUUAAUCAACAUUUUCUCAUCACUACUUCUAAUCACCUUGCCAUUCUGUAUCAAAACAUGUCUGUAUUGGAAAACCAUCACUGGAGGUCAGCAAUGGGAUGUUUACUCGAAAGUGGCUUGACUGAACAGUUGGAACCGUAUCGCAGUGAACUAGAGCAGCAAAUAAGAGAUCUCAUUUUAGCGACUGAUAUUAAUAGGCAACAGGAAUUCUUAUCGAAAUUUAAGAAACAUAUAGAUGACGGCACUCUUGACUUGAGACUGGCGGAAAACAGACAGUUUAUUCUCCAGAUCGCUUUAAAAUGUGCAGAUAUUUCCAAUCCGACAAGGCCGUGGGACAUUUCGCGAAAGUGGUCGUUGAAAGUGUGCGACGAGUUCUUCAGGCAAGGAGAGUUCGAACGACAACUAAAUCUGCCCGUAACAUCCAUUUGCGACCAGCAGUCAACGUCGGUUGCCAAAAUACAAGUUGGAUUUUUUCGUUUUGUGGUAACUCCGCUCUUCUCCGAAUGGCACCGUUUUAUGAGAAGCGCCCUCUCAACCUACAUGAUGAGACUGCUCGAUUCAAAUCGUACGCGCUGGGAAGAACAGGAAAAAGCUGAACAAGCUGAGGAGACUCAAACGGAGUUGUCCGAUGCCGAACCGGAAAUAAGCGAAGAUGAGGAACCGACGAAAAGAUCGUCUGAUGCCAGCACUAGCAUUCACGAUUUCAUACCGCCACCUUCACAAAAGGAAACCAGAAGACAAUCACUUGCAGUGCCAACGCUAGAAUCGUUAGGCGUCAGACGCCAUUCCGUUCCAGUUCAUAUGGAUAUACCAGUAAUGACAUCUGGAUCUCCCCAAAGACAUCAACAUUCUCAACCUCCAAGAACAAUUUAUCGACGCGAAAGUCUGCCGGCCACGGCUUCUUUGCGCACCUCUCAGGGUAGGUCUCCGGUUUCGCCUCAGACCGAAUCCAGAGCUUCCAGCGGACUCAGAGAAGAAGACGAAUUAUUACACUUUGGUUCUCAGUCGUCAGUGAUUAGUAGUGGAAGUCCAUAUCAUUCCUCAGAAGAAAAUCCGGAACGUCCUCUUAGCGCUGAAAAUCUCCUACCGGAGCCGUCGAUUGCUUCGAUGUCGAGCAGUUCAGCAAUAAGCCGUCUGACUUCGGUACUGCAAAGCGCAGCGGAGAGGGCGACGCAAGCCACGAUCGGAUCCGCAACCAAAUGCUUGACUAGACAGCAGACAUUCCCUCCUCCGCAACCGUACAUGAGGGUGAGGUACAUGAGUGCCACGGUCGAAAUGACCACAUGUCCUGAGACACCACACGAAGGCGACAGUAGAACUUCUUCCAUUAGCUCCCACGAGAACAUAUCAACCAACGACAAUACUCAUCCACCAAACUAUAACAUUCCUGCUAUAGCAGUGCUCAGUCCUAAUAAUAGUCGCCCACCAGAUUUACUUUUACCAGGAGAAUCGAAAACUUACAGUAAUAACAAUAAACGCGAGACGGAUACAGCAAGUGGAGAAAACGAUAAGGACAAAAGAGUGAAAUUAUCAGAAAGCAGCGGCCCGUUUUGCGAGAAAGAAAAUGUCGAUCCCAGAAGAUUACAAGCCACGAGUCUGUCAAGACGGAGAGGGUCUGCACCCGUGUCUUUACCAUUAUCAAAGCCAGAUGAGAACGUACCCACUGCUGGCGGUGGGUUAACCACAUCUGACCUCCAAGCGCUACGUAGAGGCUCUGUACCUGUGGAAAUAGUGGCUCACUUUAGAAGCUUUGAGGAGGAUAAUGGUAAUGAACCCUCUGGACAUAUAAUAAAUAUAACUCCAGUUGAAACUAAUCGUACCUUUGGACAGUACCCAAGGCGAGGUUCCGCUCCAGUGGACCUGCCCCCUAGUGGCGUUACUAGUCGAUAUGAAUUUACUCGUCAUACUAGUCUUAAUGGCAAGGCGUGCCGUGGCCGUAGCAAAAAACCCCUGCGCAGGCGCAGUAGCGGUGGCACGGAACCGGGGAGCGCCGUGUCCGAGAUCGGUGGGGGCGGCGGAGGCGGAGGCGGCGGCGGCGGUGGCGGUUCCGAUGCCCUGGCUCGUUUCUGCGCCCAACUGCACCGACGCUCCACCGCAGAGAGUCCCGACGCGCUGCUGGCUCGGCGCCGUGGCUCUUUGCCCAUCGAGGUCCUUACUGUUGGCCACUCAGUGUUUUGACGGUUACCAUUACGCCACUAGGGCCGUCCAAUACGCAAUAAGGACCAACCUUUAGAAAAACAAACCUGACGACUGACAUCAAAAGAAAAAAUAACGUUUUUCACCAGUUUAGCUCACUAAUCGUAAGGUUCAUUAAUCGUAUCCGUAAUUUAUUAAUAAGUAAUGAACAAGCCAAAUAUUCAUUAAUAAAUGUGUACUAAGUUGUGUCGUUUUAGAAGAGCUAAGAGAAAAUUAAUACAAAUUAUAUUACAAUAAAGUUCUGUAACAUCCUUUCUUUAAGAUUUAAGGAAAACGGUUAAAUGAAAACAAAGUAUUAAAUAAUCAAAAUUUAUUUUGUAGUUGGUCUCCAAUGGGGCAAAAUAUUCUGCGAUGUUUUAAGCAUAUUAUUUUCUAUAUUUAGUAAAAAUAGCUUAAAAAUAAUAUAAAACACUAUUUCGAUAAUGUUGCAUUCAUUAUUGUAAAGAGAUAAUAUUUUACAUUAUACAGGGUGGUCCGAAUUGUAUUAGGGAAACUUAUACAGGGUGUCCCA